AUGGCUACGUUAGCCGCUGAAUGCGAUAGGUUUAAAAUAGACGUAAUUGGCAUUAGCGAAAUCAGAUGGAAUGGUACAGGUGAAUUCACAAACCAAAAGGGAGGUGUACUUAUGUACUCCGGCAUGCCCGACGAACAAGACCCUCACAUCCGAGGCGUUGCAGUUUACGUAAGAAAAAAUGUUAAGCACUCAAUCUUAUGCUGGAAAGCUAUAUCCGAAAGAAUAAUAGUAGUGCGUUUUCGCGCAAAGAAAUUCAAUAUGUCUCUAGUACAAUACUAUGCUCCAACAGAAGAUAGUCCACUUGACCAAAAAGAAGUUUUCUACAGUACGCUAGAAAGAACGCUCUCUGAAAUUCCUAGAACCAAUGUAAUUAUUCUUAUGGGCGAUUUCAAGAGAGAAUGGGGAGCUGUUUUUGGAACUUUGUAUGAAUUAUGA
Messenger RNA from Teleopsis dalmanni, 435 nucleotides. Its product is annotated as craniofacial development protein 2-like. The record is from RefSeq and is a predicted model, not a curated record. The transcript has a single exon. Bases 1 to 435 code for a protein of 144 amino acids. NCBI's taxonomy places the organism in Eukaryota, Metazoa, Arthropoda, Insecta, Diptera, Diopsidae.